Messenger RNA from Gorilla gorilla gorilla (western lowland gorilla), 2557 nucleotides. Its product is annotated as neuroblastoma breakpoint family member 3. Bases 40 to 1044 code for a protein of 334 amino acids. The record is from RefSeq and is a predicted model, not a curated record. Lineage: Eukaryota; Metazoa; Chordata; Mammalia; Primates; Hominidae. The transcript has 8 exons.
ACUGUCGGUGACAUCACGGAUCGGGCGACUUCUAUGUAGAUGAGGCAGCGCAGAGGCUGCUGCUUCGCCACUUGCUGCUUCGCCACGAAGGAGUUCCCGCGCGGUGGGAGCGGAUUCAGGACCGCUGAUCGGAAGAAUCUGCAGGAGUCUGAAGAGGAGGAAGCCCCCCAGGAGUCCUGGGAUGAAGGUGAUUGGACUCUCUCAAUUCCUCCUGACAUGUCUGCCUCAUACCAGUCUGACAGGAGCACCUUUCACUCAGUAGAGGAACAGCAAGUCGGCUUGGCUCUUGACAUAGGCAGACAUUGGUGUGAUCAAGUGAAAAAGGAGGACCAAGAGGCCACAAGUCCCAGGCUCAGCAGGGAGCUGCUGGAUGAGAAAGAGCCUGAAGUCUUGCAGGACUCACUGGAUAGAUUUUAUUCAACUCCCUGUGGGUAUCUGGAACUGCCUGACUUAUGCCAGCCCUACAGAAGUGACUUUUACUCAUUGCAGGAACAACACCUUGGCUUGGCUCUUGACGUGGACAGAAUUAAAAAGGACCAAGAAGAGGAAGAAGACCAAGGCCCACCAUGCCCCAGGCUCAGCAGAGAGCUGCCGGAGGUAGUAGAGCCUGAGGACUUGCAGGACUCGCUGGAUAGAUGUUAUUUGACUCCUUUCAGUUAUCUAGAACUGCCUGAUUCAUGCCAGCCCUACGGAAGUUGCUUUUACUCAUUGGAGGAAGAACACGUUGGCUUUUCUCUUGAUGUGGAUGAAAUUGAAAAGUACCAAGAAGGGGAAGAAGACCAAAACCCACCAUGCCCCAGGCUCAACGAGGUGCUGAUGGAAGCAGAAGAGCCUGAAGUCUUGCAGGACUCACUGGAUAGAUGUUAUUUGACUACUUCAACUUACUUUCAACUACGUGCCUCAUUCCAGCAGUACAGAAGUGCCUUUUACUCAUUUGAGGAACAGGACGUCAGCUUGGCCCUUGACAUGGACAAUAGUUUUUUUACUUUGACAGUGAUAAGGCACCACCUGGCCUUCCAGAUGGGAGUCAUAUUCCCACACUAAGCAGCCCUUACUAAGCUGAGAGAUGUCAUUGCUGCAGGCAGGACCUAUAGGCACAUGUAGGUUUGAAUGAAACUGUAGUUCCCUUUGGAAGCCCAGUCAUAGGAUAGGAAAGUGGGCAUGGCUCUAUUCCUAUUCUCAGACUAUGCCAGUGGCCACCUGUGCUCAGUCUGAAGACAUUGGACCCAAGUUAGGUGUGACGCGUUCACACGACUAUGUAGCACAUGCCGGGAGUGAUCUGCCAGACAUUCUAAUUUGAACCAGAUAUCUCUGGGUAGCUACAAAGUUCCUCAGGGGUUUCAUUUUGCAGGCAUGUCUCUGAGCUUCUAUACCUGCUCAAGGUCAGUGUCAUCUUUGUGUUUAGCUCAUCCAAAGGUGUUACCCUGGUUUCAUUGAACCUAACCCCAUUCUUUGUACCUUCAGUGUUGGUUUGUUUUAGCUGAUCCAUCUGUAACACAGGAGGGAUCCUUGGCUGAGGAUUGUAUUUCAGAACCACUGACUGCUCUUGACAGUUGUUAACCCACUAGGCUCCUUUGAGUAGAGAAGCCAUAGUCCUUCAGCCUCCAAUUGAUAUCAAUACUUAGGAAGACCACAGCUAGAUGGACAAACAGCAUUGAGAGGCCUUAGCCCUGCUCCUCUCAAUUCCAUCCUGUAGAGAACAGGAGUCAGGAGCCGCUGGCAAGAGACAGCAUGUCACCCGGGACUCUGCCGGUGCAGAAUAUGAACAAUGCCAUGUUCUUGCAGAAAACGCUUAGCCUGAGUUUCAUAGGAGGUAAUCACCAGACAACUGCAGAAUGUAGAACACUGAGCAGGACAACUGACCUGUCUCCUUCACACAGUCCACGUCACCACGAAUCACACAACAAAAAGGAGGAGAGAUAUUUUGGGUUCAGAAGAAGUAAAUGAUAAUGUAGCUACAUUUGUUUAGUUAUUUUGAACCCCAAAUAUUUCCUCAUCUUUUUGUUGUUGUCAUUGAUUGUGGUGACAUGGACUUGUUUGUAGAGGACAGGUCAGCUGUCUGGCUCAAUGGUCUACAUUCUGAAGUUGUCUGAAAAUGUCUUCAUGAUUAAAUUCAGCCUAAACCUUUCAUCAAGAACACUACAGAGUCAAUACUGUGAGUUUCCAACCUCAGCCCAUCUGUGGGCAGAGAAGGUCUAGUUUGUCCAUCAGCAUUAUCAUGAUAUCAGGACUGGUUACUUGGUUAAGGAGGUGUCUAGGAGAUCUAUCCCUUUUAGAGACACCUUACUUAUAAUGAAGUAUUUGGGAGAGUGGUUUUUAAAAGUAGAAAUGUCCUGUAUUUCAGUGAUCAUCCUCUAAACAUUUUAUCAUUUAUUAAUCAUCCCUGCCUGUGUCUGUUAUUAUAUUCAUAUCCCUACACUGGAAAUUUUCUGCCUCAAUGUUUACUGUGCCUUUGUUUUUGCUAGUGUGUGUUGUUGAAAAAAAAAAUUCUCUGCCUGAGUUUUAAUUUUUGUCCAAAGUUAUUUUAAUCUAUACAAUUAAAAACUUUUGCCUCUCA